UGGAUCUAACGAGUCCGAAUGUUUGAGACGAAGGAAAAACGUUUCUUUGUAUUUACGAUUUUAACAUCUUAAGCAUUUGUUUUGAGUAGAGUCGAGUUUAUUCGCUUUAUGUUUUUACUACACAAAUAGUAAGAGGAUUUGUAUUACCCUAUAAUGGUGAAAAAGCCUUAUUCUUUGGCAUCGAGUGGUGGAUGUUCCUCUUUUUUGGUCACCGAGCCGUCGUAGCUCUUAGCUAGCUGGACUAACUUUAGCUACCUGGCUAUUAACGCUUUUCCCCCCACCAUCACGUUUAUUUUUACAUCUGAGUAAAUCUCAAGACAGUAGUUUCUGCUGUUCAUCGUGCAAUAACAUACUUGGUACGGAGGACUUAAUCCAAACACGAGUAUGGAUUCUUCUGCCAGGAUCAAGUCAACAAAGCCAAACAUUGACGGACCAAAGAGAGUUCCUGUUUCACAUCCGAAACCUACUACAAAAUCCUUAGUAACACCAACUCAGCCACAGCGGGUCAUGGGUAUGUCAAAUGGACCUCGGCGUGUUCAGCGGCCCGUCAGCCAUCAGAAACCAGUAUCUCAGGUUUCUGUUACUGUUAAGACCACACACUCACAUGAUGAGAAUGUGUUUCCCUCUACUCGAGGUGUAAAUCCUCCAGCGCACCCUAACCUUGUCUCCCAGAAACACCCAGCAGAGACAGUUGAGCUAAAGGUUAAUGUGGAGCCGACCAAGACUACACCAGACUUACCCAAGCAGGCGAUGCUACAAAAUAAGCUUCCUAAGAAUGAUUCUGAAAAUGACGCUGCAUCAAAGAAGCGGUGGAGUCUGGAAAACUUUGAUAUUGGUCGGCCCUUAGGAAAAGGUAAAUUUGGCAAUGUCUACCUGGCCAGAGAACGACAAAGCAAGUUCAUCUUGGCUUUGAAGGUCCUCUUCAAGAAGCAGCUGGAGAAGGCUGGGGUGGAGCAUCAGCUUAGGCGAGAAGUGGAGAUCCAGUCUCAUCUGAGGCAUCCCAAUAUUCUUCGUCUUUAUGGGUACUUCCAUGAUGCUUCGCGUGUGUACCUCAUCUUGGAGUUUGCACCCAGGGGUGAACUCUACAGUGAAUUGCAGCGCUGUGGCUUUUUUCCUGAGGACAGAAGUGCCACGUACAUCAUGGAGCUAGCAGAUGCACUAAACUACUGUCACUCCAAGAAGGUGAUCCACAGGGACAUUAAACCUGAGAACCUGUUACUUGGGUCCAGUGGGGAGCUGAAGAUUGCAGAUUUUGGCUGGUCUGUCCACACACCAUCCUCUAGGAGGUCCACACUAUGCGGAACACUGGAUUAUUUGCCUCCAGAGAUGAUUGAGGAAACCCAUGAUGAGAAAGUUGACCUGUGGAGUCUGGGUGUCCUCUGCUAUGAGGUUCUUGUUGGGAGACCACCGUUUGAAGCAAAAACACAUGAGGACACCUACCGUAAAAUCUCAAGGGUGGAGUACAGUUAUCCUCCUCAGUCCACAGUCGGCGCUGGAGCCAAAGAUUUGGUUGGCAAACUGUUGAAGCACAACCCCAUGCAGAGACUGCCCAUACAGGGAGUCCUGUCCCACCCAUGGGUGGUCGAGUAUUCUACCAAGAAGCCCACAACCCAGUCAAACAGUGAACAGCAGGGAAAGUGAUACCCCCUCCCCACCCACAGUGGUCAAGCGAUCAACUCACCUUCACAACUCUGACUUGUUGAAAAGGAAAUGUAUUCUAAUCGUGCAUAACACGAGCCGUUCUGAGAUGUGGAUCUUUAUCAGAAUCUGCUUGUGCUACUGUUUUAAUACACAUCGCUUUUGUGUAUCUCCCCCCCCCCCCCCCCCCACACAAACUUUGGAGCAUCUUGAGCCGUUUUAAUUUUUUGAUUUCCUUCUAGCUGUUCUUUCCAAGUCUUUCAUUUUUUGUAAUUAUGAAAAUGUUAUUUUCUUGAGAAGUUACUUGAAUUAAUAAACUUAUUCACUGAAUGUGUCUUUUGAAAUUAAACAGUAGGUUUGUCAGAAAUUUAAUAAUGCUGAUCAUUAGAGGGCGCCACCUCACCACUGAAAUGCAAAUGGUGCAAGUAUUAAACUGCUGUCUUUGCCACAAUGUCUCAUUUUACCACUUUGUCACAUUUUUCCCAUUUUGAGGAGCUUAAAGAACAAAA
This is a messenger RNA of Thalassophryne amazonica, 2147 nucleotides long. RefSeq names its product serine/threonine-protein kinase Aurora-2-like. Gene Ontology annotation, cellular component: chromosome passenger complex; spindle midzone; spindle microtubule. Gene Ontology annotation, molecular function: protein kinase activity; ATP binding. Gene Ontology annotation, biological process: protein phosphorylation; regulation of cytokinesis; mitotic spindle organization. NCBI's taxonomy places the organism in Eukaryota, Metazoa, Chordata, Actinopteri, Batrachoidiformes, Batrachoididae. The record is from RefSeq and is a predicted model, not a curated record.